UCGGCUGCUCUUGUGAUCGCACAGAGCCGCAUUCACGAAAAAGUUUACGCACUUUUAUCCACGUAGCGGAGAUCUAAAACCGAGGACGCUACUCCACAAAUCACACUCGGGGCCCGAUGGAGUCGCUGCAAUCAGCUGUGCAUCAUAUCUUGUUAUGAUAAACAAGUAAUGAACGGCAAAAACACAUAAUUAAACAAUGGAAGGAAUGCUGUAUAAAUGGACCAAUUACAUAAGCGGUUGGCAGCCUCGUUGGUUUGUGCUUGAUGGAGGAACUUUGUCUUACUAUGACUCUCAAGAAGAUGCCUGGAAAGGCUGCAAGGGCAGCAUUAAAAUUUCAGUUUGUGAAAUCCAAGUUCAUUCCUCUGACUCUACACGAGUUGACCUGACCAUACCAGGGGAGCAGUACUUUUACCUCAGAGCCAUCAAUGCUGCUGAGAGGCAGAAAUGGCUGGUGGCACUGGGAACAGCCAAAGCUUGCCUUACAGACAACCGGACAAAGAGAGAAAAGGAGCUCCAGGAGAACACAGAGGCGCUGAAAACGAAGAUGUCAGAGCUCAGAUUGUACUGUGACCUUCUUCUGCAACAAGUAAACAAGAUCAAGGAGAAUGAUGAGCUAGGGGACACAGUGGAGACGGGCAUAGACACUGGAAACAUGGUGAAGUCUACAUGCACAACGUUCCUUAAGACCCUAGAGGAAUGCAUGCAGAUAGCAAAUCGUACUUUCAGUACGGAUAUGGCAACACAGAGUCCACCAGGGUCUCCUCCAGUAGCAGCCAUCAAACCUCAGAAGAUUAAGCCUGUCAAUCAUUUAAAUCAGAACCUUGGAGAAAAAUGGAGAGAUUUGGGAGAAACCUCAGGAGAAUCAAUUGCACAUGAGAACCAGAGCCUCGACUCUGGAGCGGAGGGACCAGAUGAGCCAGAUAGACCAGAAAACCAUUCUUCCCCAUCAGACAUUGAUGAAGCCAAUGGCAACAGCUUGGUCCACGAGGAGCCAGCUGAUCCUACCUUACACACUACCCAGAAUACCUCUGAGACCGAACACUACGAGUCACCAGCAGAGGAGGACGAGGAUAGUGAAGUUGGUGAGACGGAACAAGAACAGAAGCACAACCUGGACCAAACUCAAGAAGAACAUGACAACAACAACAAGGAAGUUAACGCUGCUGUCGAGCCUCAGCACCAACAGGAAGCAGUUCCAGACCAAGAGGAGGCUCAACAUGAGGGCGAGACUCUCAGAGAUUCAACCGAGUCAGAAGACACAGAGCAGGUGGAAACUUUCUUCAGCACAAUGAGUCACAGAUUUAGUGAUAUAAGACUGGACGACGACAAUGGUAUCCCUACUCAAGAGUUUUUGGACUCAUGCUAUGCAAUAGUGCCUGUAUUAGACAAGCUGGGCUCCACAGUGUUUGCACCAGUUAAAAUGGAUUUUGUUGGAAAUAUCAAGAAAAUUAACCAGAAGCUGAUGUCCGACCCCGACAACUUCCCAACACUUCAAUCCAUCGUGCUGCAUGAAGUCCACACAGAUGUUGCCCAGGUGCGCAACUCUGCCACAGAGGCUCUGCUGUGGCUCAGACGAGGCCUCAAGUUCCUCAAGGAGUUCCUGUCGGAGGUGAAUGCAGGAAACCAAGACAUCCAGGGAGCGCUAAAUAAUGCCUAUGGAAAGACCCUUCGGCAGUACCAUGGAUGGGUUGUGCGAGGUGUAUUUGCUCUGGCGCUGAGAGCCGCCCCAUCUUAUCAAAGUUUCAGUGCUGCCUUGGUGUCAACAGAGGGUGAAGAAAAGAAGAGCGGCUUCACCAGGGGCAUGCACAGGGACCUGGGAGUGUACCUGCCUGCCAUGGAGAGGCAGCUGGGAAUCCUAGAUGUUCUGUAUGAAGAAUACAACCUGGAGUCUGAUGAAGUGGUGUGAAAACAUGAACAGAGGAAUGAUCCGACUUCAAGGAAAGACAGAACCUGGCUGCAGGGUAGUGGCUGACUGCUGAAGGAAGGCGCCUGAUGCAUCAAGAGCAUCUCGUGUACAAAAUGGUGUGAGCAUGUCCCGUAUCAGUGUGAGGUGUUUCCAGUGGCUGUUAAACUCUACGACAGUGGAGGAUCCAGGUUUGAAGAAGGUAUUAAUGUCUGUAUUUAGGAGCCCACGAAGGGAAAAGCACGAAUUAAAAAUGAAGACAUUAUGGUUUGACAUAAAGUGUAGUUUCUGGGUCUUGUUUAAAAGACCACUGACAGUGUAGGGGUUUUCAGCCCACUUAUGCAGACUCAGACCAUAAUGAUUCAUGGUGACUUUUGUUUCUGGUGUACAUUUUGUCGCUAUAUUGUGGCUUUUUAUGUACUAUACAUGUUUGAAGGUACAUAACCACAUAGUGUUUGGCUCUAGUAAAUUCUCUGGAAAACCAUUUGUGAUUGAACUGAUCAGAAUGCAAAGAAAAGUUUUACCAACAUUGUCCCAUUUCUUCCGAUUCAUGACACAGGGUGUUACUUGUGACUAACACAAUGUACUAUUUAACUACGAACAAUGUCCGAUUGUUGCUAUGCCCAAUAUAUGCCUUAAGUAUGUGAUGGAACUGCAUACUUGGCUGACUUUUAGUGGAUUAGGUAAACAUGUUUGCUUGCACUGACUGUUGACGUUAAGAGGAAAUUAUGAUCAAUAUAGAUUUUUUUUUUCCCCGUUCCCUGCUGUUUGACAAUAUAUUGGUUUUGUUUUACAUCACUAACACGUUAGGAGCUAUUGCUCUAGAGACUCUCCGCGGGACCAAAAAAGAAAAGACUGUCAUGUGAAUGGCUUUAAGCCUCUGCUGCCUCCAACACACAAGAAUUAAAUAAUACAGUGAAGCUGUUGAAGAACUGACAACUGCUGAAUAUUUAUGUGGACAUCCUCUGCACAAGCCUAUGCAUAGUAUGCAUUGUCACAAUGUCUAUUUAUGUGUUAAGUUAUGAAAUUCACAUUCAUGUCAUGGGGACUGUGUCAGUCCUACUCUUUGUGUGAAUGUAUGGACAUUUGUAUCCCAGAGCAUGUUUACUGAUAGCAUGGUUUUAUGUAUUAGGUAACAUAGGUGCCAAUGGAAACUCUAAAUAUAGGCAAAGGCCUAGAAUUAACCAAGUUAAUAAGUAAUCCUGAAGGGGAUAGGUUUAAGUUAAAUACAUUGCUUCUUCGUCUCUGUGCUGGAUGAACAUAAACAUCCAGCAAGUCUCCUCUCCAGAUUCUUCGCCAUCUGGUCCAUGCACUGUGCUAAAUAUACAGCACUGAAGUGUUGUUACCAGCUGUACUCAAUAUUCUAUGAUGUCCAUUCAACAAUGAUACAGUCAGCUGUAUGACUCCACCUCCCGGCCACGUUUACGUUUGUCCCUAGAUUCACUUACACAUGCGGACAAAGCAGGGACAUCCUUGUUGGCCUUUUUUAAACACCAUGUAGUAUUUGUAACUUUAUUCUAACUUUUCCUUUUUUAGUUUUCAGGAAUGCGCACAGUAAUAUUUCUUCGAUUAAGUCAUUUGCAGCAGGUUUACAUAACAGGUGUGCAACAGGCUGAUUUCCUGUCGCGGAUAAAUUCCAAUGUUAAUCCUGAUAUUAUGCUAUUGUAAUAUUACAAACAUUUGAUUUGUUUUUUUCUAUGAUUGUAUAUAAGAUGCUAUUGGAUUUUUACAUAAUAAAUAAUGAAGUCGUCUCA
This is a messenger RNA of Acanthopagrus latus (yellowfin seabream), 3657 nucleotides long. RefSeq names its product pleckstrin homology domain containing, family A (phosphoinositide binding specific) member 8 (gene plekha8). Gene Ontology annotation, biological process: intermembrane lipid transfer; ceramide transport. Gene Ontology annotation, cellular component: membrane; cytosol; cytoplasm. The coding region runs from base 197 to 1906 and encodes 569 amino acids. Lineage: Eukaryota; Metazoa; Chordata; Actinopteri; Spariformes; Sparidae. The transcript is spliced from 13 exons. The record is from RefSeq and is a predicted model, not a curated record. Gene Ontology annotation, molecular function: ceramide 1-phosphate binding; ceramide 1-phosphate transfer activity.